CGAGGGACUGAUCUCUCCCGGAACAAAGUUGCAGGGCCGGUGGCCGAGGGCACGCGAGCAAGUGACGCGGCGGCGGCGAGAGAGGGAGGCGGUUCCGACCUGCGGGAUCCACGGCUCCGGGGCUGGUCUAGCCCUGCCGGAGAAGCGAGCCCCUUUCCCGGGGUGGCGGGCUGACCAAGCAGCGCCCCACCCUCGCUCUCCAACAAAGGGGCCGGCGGCGGCGGGGGUGGACCGGGAGGAGGAGCCGGAGCCCGAGCCGCGGGCUGCUUUCGCGCACAAAGUUGUGGAGUCGCCCUUCCCCGGAGGAGAGGAGCGGGCAGCGCGGGGCGCGGGAUUUCUCCCGCCCAGGGCAGAGGAGGAGCCGCGGGCGCCUUCGGCCGAGCGGGCGACCUCGGUGAGUGGCGCCCCUUUUCUUUCGGGUCAUCCUGCAGACGGAAAACUCCAGAGCGUGCCUGCCUCUGCCUAGCGUUUGGACUGUUUUGUUUUUGGCGGAACUACCCGGCAGGAAGAUUGCACAAGUCAGGGGGCGUUUCCAAUUGGGUGUCAAGUUUUUUUCCUCCCCUCUUUCGGAUCUUGUCUGGCUUUCCACGUUUCAUUUAAAAAAGAAAAAGAAAAACUAAAAUCUCGCAUCGCCCAACGCAAGCUCCCGCACACCCGGCUUCCAGCGACCCGAACACACCCAGAGGAGCUUUUGGGCCUCUGGGACUUGGCGAGCAGGUAUUCAUGCCAAGCUGGACCACUAUUUGGAGUUGACAGUCUGCAGAAGAAGAUUUGGGACAGCCUCUGGAUUACAUUGAAACUCAGCCAAGAUGGCCAAGUAUGGGGACCUUGAAGCCAGGCCUGAUGAUGGGCAGAAUGAAUUCAGUGAUAUCAUUAAGUCCAGAUCCGAUGAGCACAACGACGUUCAGAAGAAAACCUUUACCAAAUGGAUAAACGCUCGAUUUUCAAAGAGUGGGAAACCACCGAUCAGCGAUAUGUUCUCAGACCUCAAAGAUGGGAGAAAGCUCUUGGAUCUUCUAGAAGGCCUCACAGGGACAUCAUUGCCAAAGGAGCGUGGUUCCACAAGGGUGCAUGCCUUAAAUAAUGUCAACCGGGUGCUGCAGGUUUUACAUCAGAACAACGUGGAAUUGGUGAAUAUCGGGGGGACUGAUAUCGUGGACGGAAAUCACAAGCUGACGUUGGGGUUGCUAUGGAGCAUCAUUCUGCACUGGCAGGUGAAAGAUGUCAUGAAAGAUGUUAUGUCAGAUCUGCAGCAGACCAACAGUGAGAAGAUCCUGCUGAGCUGGGUGCGACAGACCACCCGGCCCUACAGCCAAGUCAAUGUCCUCAACUUCACCACCAGCUGGACCGACGGGCUCGCCUUCAACGCUGUGCUCCACCGGCACAAACCCGAUCUCUUCAGCUGGGAAAGAGUGGUCAAAAUGUCCCCAAUUGAGAGACUCGAACAUGCUUUUAGCAAGGCCCACACUUAUCUGGGAAUUGAGAAGCUGUUAGACCCUGAAGAUGUUGCCGUGCAGCUCCCUGACAAGAAAUCCAUAAUUAUGUAUUUAACGUCUCUGUUUGAGGUGCUUCCUCAGCAAGUCACGAUAGAUGCCAUCCGGGAGGUGGAGACGCUCCCGCGGAAGUACAAGAAAGAGUGUGACGAGGAAGACAUAAAUACGCAGAGCACAGCGCUGGCCGAGGAAGGCCAGAAUCCCCGAGCUGAGACCCCCAGCACUGUCACCGAGGUGGACAUGGAUUUGGACAGCUACCAGCUAGCUCUAGAGGAAGUGCUGACGUGGCUGCUGUCUGCGGAGGACACGUUCCAGGAGCAAGAUGACAUUUCUGAUGAUGUCGAAGAAGUCAAAGAGCAGUUUGCUACCCAUGAAACUUUUAUGAUGGAGCUGACAGCACACCAGAGCAGCGUGGGCAGUGUCCUGCAGGCUGGCAACCAACUGAUGACCCAAGGGACUUUGUCGGACGAGGAGGAGUUUGAGAUCCAGGAACAGAUGACCUUGCUGAACGCGAGAUGGGAGGCCCUCCGGGUGGAGAGCAUGGGGAGGCAGUCGCGGCUGCACGAUGUGCUGAUGGGACUGCAGAAGAAGCAGCUGCAGCAGCUCUCGGGCUGGCUAACCCUCACGGAAGAACGCAUUCAGAAGAUGGAAAGCAUCCCACUGGGUGAUGACCUGCCGUCCCUGCAAAAGCUGCUUGAAGAACAUAAAAGCUUGCAAAAUGACCUUGAGGCUGAACAGGUGAAGGUCAACUCCUUAACCCACAUGGUGGUAAUUGUUGAUGAGAACAGUGGGGAGAGCGCCACAGCUGUCCUGGAAGACCAGUUACAGAAACUGGGUGAGCGCUGGACUGCGGUAUGCCGGUGGACGGAAGAACGUUGGAACAGGUUGCAGGAAAUCAGUAUUCUGUGGCAGGAAUUACUGGAAGAACAGUGCUUGUUGGAAGCUUGGCUCACGGAAAAGGAAGAAGCUUUGAACAAAGUCCAGACCGGCAACUUCAAAGACCAAAGGGAACUGAGUGUCAGCGUCCGGCGUCUGGCUAUUUUGAAGGAAGACAUGGAAAUGAAGAGGCAAACACUGGACCAACUGAGUGAGAUUGGCCAGGAUGUGGGCCAAUUACUCAAUAAUCCCAAAGCAUCUAAGAAGAUGAACAGUGACUCCGAGGAACUAACGCAGAGAUGGGAUUCUUUGGUUCAGAGACUGGAAGACUCUUCAAACCAGGUGACGCAGGCUGUUGCAAAGCUUGGCAUGUCCCAGAUCUCUCAGAAAGAUCUUUUGGAGACCGUUCACGUCAGAGAACAAGGCAUGACCAAAAAGUCUAAACAGGAGCUGCCCCCUCCUCCCCCGCCAAAGAAGAGGCAGAUCCACGUGAACACGGAGGCCAAGAAAAAGUUUGAUGCUGUAAGUGCCGAGCUGUUGAACUGGAUUUUGAAAUCAAAGAGUGCCAUUCAGAACACAGAGGUGAAGGAGUAUAAGAAGUUGCAGGAGACUUCGGGAAUGAAGAAGAAAUUGAAGGGAUUAGAAAAAGAACAGACAGAAAGAACCCCCCGACUUGACGAGCUGAAGCAAACUGGACAAACCCUUCUGGAUCAGAUGGGAAAAGGUGAGACCCUGCGGGGCUUUUUCCUUUUAGAGUUUUUAGAAGGCUAUGCUUAAUAUUUGCAGUUUAAC
Molecule: messenger RNA, 3161 nt
Organism: Alexandromys fortis (reed vole)
Lineage: Eukaryota; Metazoa; Chordata; Mammalia; Rodentia; Cricetidae
Product: utrophin-like
Exons: 19
Coding region: 810-3146 (778 amino acids)
Biological process (GO): actin cytoskeleton organization; muscle cell development
Cellular component (GO): cortical actin cytoskeleton; plasma membrane; cell junction
Molecular function (GO): actin filament binding
Source: RefSeq, a predicted model, not a curated record